Molecule: messenger RNA, 3054 nt
Organism: Striga hermonthica
Lineage: Eukaryota; Viridiplantae; Streptophyta; Magnoliopsida; Lamiales; Orobanchaceae
Source: the annotation of a GenBank genome assembly
AUGUUCUUCAAACUAAGCCAUUGUAUCCUCUGCCCCGAAAUCGAAAAACAAUCACUUUUAAGCUUCAAGCAAUCUCUCAACGGCUCAUCAAACGUGUUGUCUUCUUGGGAUGCUGCUAACUUCGAUUGUUGCACGUGGAAAGGUGUUGUCUGUAGCAACUUAACUGGCCAUGUUCUUGAACUCCACCUCCAAGGUAACUAUUCUUUAGGUGGCAAAGUAAACCCUGCUUUGCUCAACUUAAAGCAUUUGAAAUAUCUUGACUUGAGUCGAAACAGCUUUUUCGAAAAUAUCCCUUCUUUCAUUGGUUCACUCACAAGCCUCGAGCAUUUGAACAUAUCAUUCACUGGAUUUUACGGAAAGAUUCCCCAUAGUAUUGGAAAUCUUUCGAAUCUGCGUACUCUAAGUUUGGAAACUGUGGACACCGGAGGAGAAGACUAUUCAGGGCCGAUGCUGGAUGUCGAUAGUCUUGAAUGGUUGCCAGGGCUUUCGAAAUUGGAGUAUCUCAACAUGAAUCAUGUGAACCUGAGCAGAGCAGCUAAUUGGCCUCAGCAGGUGAUCACUAAACUCCCUUCGUUAUUCGAGUUGCAUUUGAGUGGUUGUAAUCUUAAUCAUAUGGCUCCUCUGAAUGAUGUAAAUAAUAUUAGUCAUUCUCAUAUAGCCAUUCUUGAUAUAUCCUCAAAUUACUUGGAUGACGAAUCUUACGGCAUCAUCAUCCCUCGGUGGAUUUUUCAACUCAGAGACCUUAUCUAUCUUGAUAUGAGUUUCAACUCAUUGGAAGGCCCAAUUCCAACAAUGAGCAAUACCACAAAACUCCAACACCUUGAUCUCUCCAGUAACGAUUUGAACUCAAGCAUUCCACAGUGGCUCUACUCCUGCAAACACCUCCAGUACUUGGAUUUAAGUCAAAACCAACUUUCUGGGAAAAUACCAAGAAAAAUUGCAAAUUUGUGCAAUAUCCAAGUCUUGUCGUUGUCUUAUAAUGAGUUGGAAGGAGAGAUAUCUGAUUUAUUUGGAAACAAUAUGUCAGAUUGUUUCUUAGGAGCUUUGUUGUUAUCUUUAGAAUUGUCAAUGAAUAAACUCUUCGGUCAUCUGCCUCCUCAAUUUGGAUACUUUAAGCACCUUCGAUCCCUAGAUCUUAGCUACAACUCAUUUUCAGGUGUAAUUCCGGAUGAAUUAGGGAACUUGGUUUCCCUUGAAUGGUUAGAUCUUAGAGAAAACGCGUUGUCGGGUGUAAUUCCAGAUGCAUUAGGGAACUUGGUUUCCCUUGAAACAUUAUACUUGGGUAAUAAUAAAUUGAGGGGGAACUUACCAGAGAGUUUUGGGAAACUUGUGAACCUGACAUGGCUUUCGAUAUAUAAUAACAUGUUGGAAGGGGUUGUGACUGAAACCCACUUUGCCAAUCUCUCAAAUUUAGCUUACUUGUCUGCCUCUGGAAACCAUUUGACUUUGAAAGUCAACCCCAAUUGGAUUCCACCAUUCAAACUAAAGGGACUUAACCUAGAGUCUUGGGAGUUGGGAUCUCAGUUCCCGUUAUGGCUUCAGACUCAGAAAGAGAGUAUCACCUUUCUUUAUUUACCGUAUACUGGAAUCUAUGGAAAUGUUCCCAGCUGGGUAUGGAGUUUGAGAUAUUUGAAAUAUCUCAACCUUUCGCAUAACCAACUCGACGGAAAUAUUUUAUCCAUUAGUACUGAUUAUGAAAAUGAUGAAUAUGAUUAUGGCUUACAUGUUUUUGACUUGAGCGCCAACAGUUUUAGUGGUCCACUGCCCAAACUAAUGACAACUUCAUUCUUGGAACUCCAUCUGGACAACAACUCAUUUUCCGGAGGUUUGUCAGAAUUUUUUUGUAUCAAUGCAUCCAAUGUAGUGCUUAUAAAUAUUGAAGGAAACCAUCUUUUUGGAGAGUUACCUGAUUGUUUUACCAAAUGGCAUUCAUUGCAAAUGUUGAACUUAGCCAACAACAAAUUGUCAGGAAGAAUACCGAAUUCAAUAGGAUUUCUAACUAAUUUAGAGUCCUUGAAUCUGUAUGGAAACAAUUUCUCUGGCCACAUACCUUCUUCAUUGAAAAAUUGCAAGAAACUAGUGAAGAUCGACUUUGGUGAUAACAAUCUUGGUGGGGACAUACCGAAAUGGAUUGACACAAGAUUUUUCAAUUUGAGAUAUCUUAUUUUGCAGUCAAACAAAUUCAGUGGUGAAAUUAGUCGAUCCAUAUGUCAGCUCACUUCUCUUCAAGUAUUGGAUCUCUCUAAUAACAAACUGUCAGGAAGGCUACCUCAAUGCCUCAACAGUCUUACCACAAUGACCACUAAAAGGAUUUUGAACAGGCCACAAUAUUCUCAGUAUAUUGAAAGUUCGGACAGUGGAAUUACUUCAUAUGUAAUAGAAUUUCAGGAAAGCGCAUCAAUUGCAAUGAAGGGAAGAGAACUCACCUACGACGCCAAUCUCUUUUUGGUUAUCAGUAUUGACCUUUCAAACAACAUCCUGUCUGGUGGUAUCCCAAUGGAGAUAACAAGUCUAGUUGAACUCAGAUCACUGAACCUGUCACGAAACAAUCUAACAGGAUCCAUCCCAGACAACAUUGGAAACAUGAAGCAACUCGAAUCUCUUGAUUUCUCAAUGAACUCCCUGUCCGGCAACAUUCCAGGUAGCAUGUCAAUCAUGACUUCUCUGAACUACUUGAAUCUGUCUUAUAACCACUUGACAGGGACAAUCCCUCAAAGCACCCAAAUUGGGAGUUUCAACGAGUCGAGCUUCAUUGGCACCAAUCUUUGUGGCCUUCCACUAACGAUUUCUUGCAAAAAUGAUGGUAAUUCCCCUGCCCCGACACAGCUGCAGAUUCAAGGACAAAAAAGCACUAAGCAAGAGAUUGAUUGGUUUUACAUAUUCCUAUCUUUAGGAUACGUUGUUGGGCUUUCUGUUGUCCUCUCUGCAUUGUUUUUUAAGAAGAAAUGGAGGGAAGCUUAUUAUGGCUUCUUUCAGAAAAUGUGGGACAAUGUUUAUGUGUAUUUCAUUAUCCAAUGGAGGAGGCUCAUGAGAGCGUUGGGUCGAAAUCCCUAA